This is a messenger RNA of Coprinopsis cinerea okayama7#130, 2967 nucleotides long. RefSeq lists its product as hypothetical. Gene Ontology annotation, molecular function: small GTPase binding. The coding region runs from base 1 to 2967 and encodes 988 amino acids. The record is from RefSeq and is a predicted model, not a curated record. Gene Ontology annotation, cellular component: cytosol; nuclear envelope. Gene Ontology annotation, biological process: protein import into nucleus. The transcript is spliced from 16 exons. NCBI's taxonomy places the organism in Eukaryota, Fungi, Basidiomycota, Agaricomycetes, Agaricales, Psathyrellaceae.
AUGGACGUUGCCCAGAUCGCUCAGGUCCUCACAGCGACACUAAAUCCAGACAAGAAUACACGUAUUUCUGCAGAGCUCAAGCUUGCAGAGCUCUUUGCCACCCCAGCCUGCAUUACUCUCCGCAAGUACAUCAAGGAGCGAUGGUCCCCAUUCUUCCCAGCUUUCAAGGGAAAUCCCCCCCAACCCGAGCUUAAAUCACAAAUACGUCAGGCUCUGUUUCAAGGUCUCUCUGAUCCAAACCGAAAAAUUCGAUCCCUCUGUGCACACUCCCUCUCAUCUAUCGCUAACUGCGACUGGCCCGAUGAAUACCCCGACUUGCUACAAAACCUCAUCUCCCUCCUGUCCGCCGGCUCUCCAGAUCCCGUUCAUGGCGCGAUGCAGGUGUUCACCGAGUUUGUCCAAACCGACCUGACUGAAGAUCAAAUCCUCCCCGUUCUUCGCCAACUCCUGCCUGUCCUCCUCUCAAUCUUGGGCUCUUCCGAGCACUCUGCACCCACACGCGCUCGAACCGUCUCCGUCUUCCGCCAAUGUGUAACAGCCUUAUUCAUGGUCAAGGACCAGUAUACCGAUGCAGUCAACGAAGCCACCACUUCGAUCCUCCCUGUGUGGCUCGAAGCAUUCAAGGUAUUGCUCAACAUCGAUGAUCUGCAAGGCUUGGUUGGCGCCGCGAAUUGGGACAGCAUUUUGGUCCGCAUUGAGAUCUUCAAGGCCCUUGAUACAAUCCACAUCUCUUUCCCUGCCGCUCUUGCUUCACAUCUCUCUGAUUUGCUCUCUUAUGCUCUCGUCCACCUGCAAAAACUGUACCCUGUUUUCGCCCACUACUACCUAGCGUCAUCGGAUUCUGUCCCUCGGACCUCUGAAGAUGAAUCCGUCGAGCUUCCUCAACUCAUUUGCCCGAUCAUGGAUUUCAUCUCUUCCGCCAUGCGAGGCAGAAAGGCUCGUCUCUGGUUCACUGGGGACAACCUUUCUCUGCUCGUUUCCGCAGUAUUUAACCUUUCGCAAGUGACCGACGAAGACGAGGAAACCUGGGCCAACAAUGCCAACGCGUUUGUCGCUCAAGAAGAUGACGAAACUUUCCAGUAUGGUGUGCGGGUAGCAGGCUUUGACUUGCUGAGUGUUUUGAUUGACCGUGAGGCAGUCAACACCACCAAAACCUUCCAAACCGUCCUUCAUCAAGUUGUCACAGCUUCCCAACAAGCCAAGGAAACUGGAAACUCGGAAUGGUGGAGGCCCCUUGAGGCCGCUUUGGCGGCGGUUGGCUCGCAAGCGGAAUCCAUCCUUGAGGUUAUCGAAGACGAGCAAGACUCUGGUCGGGAGAAGCCUAUCGACCUUGAUUACCUUCUCGUGAACGUCGUACCUUUCAUCCUUACCACUCCUGACAAGCCAUUCCUUCAAGGCCGUGCUUUCGUAUUUGCCAGCCAAUUCUCCAAACUCCUUCCCGCUCAAUCUGCUGUCCAAUAUCUUGAUGCUGCCGUUCAAGUCAUCGAGUCCGAAAACGCCAGCAUUCCGGUCAAGGUGUCUGCUGUCAAAGCUGUCCACAACUUCUGUCAAGGCGGUGAAGAAUCGAUCCUUGUGCCAUACGCACCGAGAAUAGCGAAAGAUCUUGGUCCCUUCUUGGCAGUCACUUCCGAAGACACGCUUUCCUUGGUUCUUGAAACGCUUUCGGUGGUGCUUGACAUCGAUGAUGGAAAAUGGCUUACCCCUGACCUGGCCAGCGCCCUGGUCGUUGCUUCUUUGGAGGUCUGGCACAAAAAUAACAGAGAUCCUAUCUUUAUCUCAAUCUUGACCGACAUUCUCCAAGCACUCGCUUCCUCUUCUAGUCCGGGCCUCUACGAAACUGUCGUCAAGCAAGCACUUCCUAUCUUGGUGGACGCAAUCGGCCGAUCCAACAAUGCUACCCCUGCUGGGUCUGAUAGUACCACGGAGGGUUCAUGGAUUGCUGGGUCUGCGAUUGAUUUCGUUGCCAGCUUGGUGAGGGGAAGUCCUGAGAGUGGGCUUGGAGAUGGAUUCUUUGCGCUCCUUGCACCAAAUCUCUUUUCUUGUCUGGAAGUCGCGGAGGAUAGGGACGUUUUGCAGAAUGGUGUCCAAUGCCUCAAGCUUAUCGUUCGCAAGGAUGUCAACCAACUUGUCGGCUGGCAAGACGGUUCUGGUCGUAACGGCCUCGACCACGUCCUCGCGCUCGUCGCCAAGCUCCUCCAAAACCAAGACGAAUCCGGUGGACUGGCUAUCGGUGAACUCAUCAUCCACUUGUUCAGGAAGACUGGCGAGAAAGUGCUACCUGUCCUCCCGCAGUUGCUGGAGGCAAUGUUGAAGUCGAUGUUGACUGCCAAGACUGCUAGUUUCACUCAGAGUCUGGUCGUUCCCUUCGCCUUCCUUAUCAACAACCAGCGCGAUACCGUGUUGGAUCUCGUCGAGUCUUUGAAUAUCGAAGGUCGAUCGGGCUUAGACGUCCUCGUUAACACAUGGUGCGAGAACGCCGAGACGUUCCAGGGGUACUGGCCCAGUCGUAUCAGCACUCUGGGAUUGGUGCAACUCUUCCUCUCCGAGAGGCCUAGUGUUAGGAACUUGGUGGUCAAGGGUGAUAUGAUCUUAAAGCCGGAGACUAAGAACGAGUCUGCUACACUUACCGGUGCUGGAGGAGCGUUUGAAUUUGAUAGGGAAGAUGGGGACGAGGAUUGGACGGAGGAAGAGAAACUCCAUCAAGGUUUCAAGCAGGAUGAGUUUGCGUUCUUGAGUGAUAUGUUGGGACCGAAAGGCAUGGCCUUCGAUAAUGACGAGGCGUUCGAUGGGGGCGACGAUGAUGAGGAUUUGAAGGAGGAUCCUGUUUCUACUAUGGACAUGCAGGCCCAUCUACGCGGUUUCAUCAAGGAAUUCGCGGCUCAGCAUCCUGCUGUGUUCAACCCACUCGUGGACCAGCUGAAUGCGGAGGAGACUUUGGUCGUUCAGAGGGUUUUGGCGAGCGCUUAG